Rangifer tarandus platyrhynchus (Svalbard reindeer) is the source of this 1134-nucleotide messenger RNA. NCBI's taxonomy places the organism in Eukaryota, Metazoa, Chordata, Mammalia, Artiodactyla, Cervidae. The record is from the annotation of a GenBank genome assembly.
AUGGCCCAACGGAGCACUGUAUUUCCUUCUCUUGUCACCGAGGAAAGGCGAGUUCGAACGAUGCCCCGACACAGCCAGUCCCUGACCAUGGCACCUUACUCAUCCGUAAGCCUAGUGGAGCAACUGGAAGACAGGAUCCUCUGCCACGAGAAAACCACGGCCGCGCUCGUGGAGCACGCCUUCCGGAUCAAAGACGACAUUGUCAGCAGCUUGCAGAAAAUGCAGAACAAAGGGGGAGGCGACCGCUUGGCCAGGCUUUUCUUGGAGGAGCACAUCAGAAACAUCACUGCCAUAGUGAAGCAACUGAAUCGGGAUAUCGAGGUACUCCAGGAGCAGAUCCGUGCCCGGGACAACAUUAGCUACGGAACUAAUUCUGCCUUAAAGACCCUGGAGAUGAGGCAGCUCUCUGGCCUGGGAGAUCUCCGGGGAAGAGUGGCCAGAUGUGACGCCAGCAUAGCCAGACUCUCUGCCGAGCACAAAACGACCUAUGAGGGCCUCCAGCACUUGAACAAAGAGCAGCAAGCUGCCAAACUUAUCUUGGAAACAAAAAUCAAAGACGCAGAGGGACAGAUCUCUCAGCUUUUAAACAGAGUGGACUUGUCAAUAUCAGAGCAAAGCACCAAACUGAAGAUGUCCCACAGAGAUAGUAACCACCAACUUCAGCUUUUGGAUACUAAAUUUAAAGGUACAGUCGAGGAACUCAGUAACCAGAUUUUAUCUGCACGGAAUUGGUUGCAACAGGAACAAGAACGGAUAGAAAAAGAACUUUUGCAGAAAAUCGACCAGCUUUCCUUGGUUGUUAAGGAAAACAGUGGAGCCAGUGAAAGGGACAUGGAGAAAAAGCUCAGCCAGAUGUCAGCCAGACUGGACAAAAUAGAAGAGAGUCAGAAGAAAAAUAUGGAGGUACAGAGGACAAAACAAGAGGAGGAGAAGGUGCAUGGACGGAUCAGCAAGCUUGAGUUACAGAUGACCGAAGACCUGAAGGAAAUGAAAGCCGAGGUUGAUGCGGGGUUUACCGCCAUCUAUGAAAGCAUAGGAUCCCUCAGGCAAGUUCUCGAAGCCAAGAUGAAGCUGGACAAGGACCAGCUACAGAAGCAAAUCCAACAGAUGCAGAAGCCAGAAGCUCCCAUGUGA